Molecule: messenger RNA, 1806 nt
Organism: Marchantia polymorpha subsp. ruderalis
Lineage: Eukaryota; Viridiplantae; Streptophyta; Marchantiopsida; Marchantiales; Marchantiaceae
Source: the annotation of a GenBank genome assembly
CGUUUUGCUCGUCGGACCAUCGGGAAGAAGAAAGAGCCCUCGCCUUGCUCCGGUCCCGUCCGUGGUCUCUAUGCAGUUUGAAAUCCCGGCGUGGGCGGCGCCGAAGUAUUUGGUGACUCGCCGACUUCUAAAUCUACCCAGGGGUGAUCCCAUGCACCCAGAUCAGACUGUCGCAUCGGCGUCUCUCUCGGUGGUGAGCACGGCAGCAGCUCACGCAGAUGUCAGUUGGGCUUCAGGUUUCACAUCAGAAACUGUCCACAGGUUUGAGUUUUUGCGCAGGUUCGAAGUGUCCACCUUUUGAUGUUUGGAGUGGGGAAAUUCUUGGACGUGUUAAUCCUGCCAGCUUCUCAUAUGAGGGAUUGCACUGUCUGUCGAACCGAAUUGGACUCCGUGGUUUCUUUUGAGAACUGAUGCGAAUGUAGCCUCGGCUAUGUUUGGCCUUUUCCUGAGCAGAGAGCGGAUCUUACGACUAUUUUUCUUUGGCUUCAUGUAUGACGUAACGGAGAAAAUUUUCACGAACUUUCCUCUUUUUUUUCCCCCUUUUAGCAUUCUAGAUUAAUGUCUAAGGAAUUUGAUCUUUGGAAGGUAGUGUUGGUUUAUCCGUUCUGGGGUCGUUCCCUGUAGAUUGGUAAAGCAAAGUCGCUUGCUCUAUUAGUACAUUUGCCAGAAAUCUUGAAUAUUUGGAAAUCUAGCGAAUUUGAUUGCAUACAUGGAUGCAGCUUCUUCCAGUAAUAUCCAGCGAAUGAAGCAAGUAAUUGCGGGACUGUUGCCUAAGAAACAAUGAAGAGAAAUUACGAAGCGAUAAAGAGGAAAUUUUACAGCCCGUUGAUGACCCAGCGAGCAAGCCUAACUAGUAUGCGUGAAGAGUCCAGUUUAAGCAAGCUGAACGAAGAAUCGUGCACAAGCGAACCUGAUACGUUAGAAUUUGCGAACACAAUUUCAAGCUCACAGCCUCAAGGCCCAGAAUCGAUCAAUGCAUGCACUCAGUCACGUGUGUCAGCUCCAGAAAGUGGAGAGAAUGGCAGCAGGGAGACGGAGAGUCCGAAAUUCCUCUCUCAACUGGGUAAAAGAGCAGUUGUCCGUCCAUUAUUCCAGAAACCCCAGCGACAAUCAAAACUACAACGGACUACGCUAACCGCUGGCCAAAAACUUACUGUCAGCCAUACUGAAGACGUUUUGCAACAAUUUGAGGAUACUUUGAUGCAUCCCGUGACGCCAACUUCGUCUAAGGAAAAACCUUUUCUGGAGAUAAUACCAUCAUCAAGUAUACCAAACAUUGAAUACCUAAAGAUUGGCAAUGAAUCCAGCUACUCUACAACUUUAGUGUCUAACCUGGCAGGAUUAGUACAGAAGCUACAGAAACCGUCCGAGCAAGCUCUCCAAGUAAAAAAAGAUGUGGUGCGCAAGUUACAGAUUCUCCUGGUUCCACGUGCGUGUCCCCGUGCGCUUGGAGAAAGCUCUGGAGUUUCCAAGCAUUUUACAUCCGUCAUACUGACGAUACUCGGGAAUCCCAAAACUGGUAACCAUGCGGAUCGGAAGUUCACCAAAGAGGACAACAUGUCCACAGAAUGGGAGGGCGCCUUUUCCUCAAAACAUCCGUUGACAAGAACUGCCAAAAACUGCAUGCUUGUUUUAAAGGAGAAAAACUCAGAAGAAUCGCUUUACGAAACUCAGACCUCGGAAUUCCGCGGAAUCUGGUCUUCAAAGAACCUGCAACUGGCAGAGGUUUCGGCUUGUAUGAUGCAGAGUGACUUUGAAUUUUUAACUCUCAUUCAAUAAACAAGCUGAGUUCUGUGAACAUCCAGA